UCACAAAACAAUCGUUUGGUCCGGCUCAACAAUUUCAUUCUCCUGUUUUUUUAUUUCAUUUGGAGAGAAUUAAUCGAGAAAUGAAUUAGUAAUUUAAUUGCUACUUGAGUUAUUCAUUGAGUAGUGGUGAUGCUGGGGAUAAGUCCAAACUCCUUGUGACGAAUUGUGUUUUUUUUUUCAAUAGUCCAAUAGAUCCGCAAGUGGUUGAAGUGCUUUGGAGUGGGGAUAGCAAUGAAACAAAACGUUUUGGAAUGGUUAUUGCUUAUUGGAGUCUCGCGGAAUUAAUUUAGUAGUUCCUACUGUUAUUUCAGUGUGUUAAAUCGUCAUCAGUAAUAACUUUCACCUGACAAAAAGGUCAUUUGACUGCCGAGCACCCAAUUGUCGAGGUUUUUCAGGGAUGAAAAUUCAUUGGGGAUUGCAUUGGGGCUAACGUGGAGUGUUUUUUGACGCCGGAGGAGAAAAAAAAAUUGUAGAAUUAAUUUUUCAACGCCCCGAGGCACUCAAAGUUAAUUGACACAAUUGAGGUCGAUUUGGUGAAGUUGUGCGAUAUUUUUUUUUGUGGAUCUCAGGGGAAGUGAUACCACUGGGGAUUCUGGAGGUGGUGGAAAUUUUGAAGUGGCACGGUACUUUGGAAUUUCUGUGAAACGGGUUAUGAAUGUAUUUUUCAAGCUUUGGAGAGUAACAAUGGCUUUAGUCAAAAAAAUCUCGUUUGCAAAACAGUUUGGAAUUGAGGACUUUUUAAUCAUUGAUAUCUCGAAAUCGGCAGAGUGAAAGAAUUUUGUUUUUAUGGCAGAUUGAAGAUUUCUCUUUAUGUUUUACAAUGAGACGUCACUUAUUCAUAUCGCAUCAUCAGGCUAUCGAUGGGGAUGUCCUACGGUGCCACGAGGGUGGUUGACUCACCAUCAUUUCGUUGAUAUGAUCGAGAGUGUAUCUAGACGAGCGCUGAGUGGCUCCAGUGGGAGCUACCACGUUCGAGGAGCCGAGCUGGCGCGCGACAGAAGAUUAAAAUCUCUAUCAGCCACUGUUGUCUUCCUCGAUGAUACCCAGCACAUAUUCCAACUGGACAAACGGGCCAAGGGUCAAGCACUCCUUGACCUUGUCUUCCAUCAUCUGGAGCUCAUUGAGAAAGACUACUUUGGACUGCAGUACGCUGAGAACGGAAGUAAUUCGGCGAAUAGUUCUGAUGUUAUGCGGUGGUUGGAUCCUGCUAAGCCCGUGAAAAAGCAGAUAAGAAGUAAGGGCGGACAAUUCUUCUUCCGUGUUAAGUUCUACGUAUCAGAUCCCAGUAAACUCCAGGAGGAGUACACCAGGUAUCAAUUUUAUCUCCAAAUAAGAAAGGAUAUUAUGCAGGGAAAGCUACAACUGCCUGUGAGCACUGCCUGUCUGAUUGCCAGUUACACAGUUCAAUCAGAACUGGGAGAUUAUCAUCCUGAGGAGCAUGGGCCAGGCUAUCUGUCCAGACUGCAACUCAUUCCUGGACAGACUGAAGAAAUGGAGAAAAAGAUUUGUGAACUGCACAAGCUCCACAAAGGACAACUACCUGCUGAUGCUGAAUUUAAUUUCCUGGAUCAUGCGAAACGCUUGGACAUGUAUGGCGUAGAGUUACACAAGGCAAGGGAUUCAACAAACAAGGAGAUCCAGUUAGGAGUAACGUCAAUAGGUCUGGUUGUGUUUCAAAACAGCAUAAGGAUAAAUGUAUUCUCCUGGUCCAAAAUUGUGAAAAUAUCCUUCAAGAGAAAACAAUUUUUCAUUCAAUUGAGAAGAGAACAGUCUGAGAGCUAUGACACCCUCCUUGGAUUCAACAUGCAAACAUACAGAAGUUCGAAGAACCUCUGGAAAGCGUGUGUCGAGCAUCACACUUUCUUCAGACUUCACAGUCCAAAAAUGAGGCCUAGGAGAUUUCCCCUUACCCUCAGCAGCAGAUUCACAUACUCAGGCAGAACUGAGUAUCAGACUGUUGAGGAUGGAAAAUACAGAGCGAGGGUUGAGAGAACAUUCAUUAGAUCGCCGAGUAAACGUGUGGUGCACGGUGUACAGGCACCAGUUGUCGAGGAGAAGGGAAAAGUUGCUGUAGCACCUGCACGACCUCCAAGACCUUAUGACAAUAAAGUUCAGUCCCUGGGAUCCAGGGAACCACGACAGGCCUGGGGAGAAGGAAAUCCAAGUGAUGAUGAGGGUGGUUUUUUGUCCCUCAGAGAAGAGAUCAAUGGACUACAUCCCCAGGGAGGAGCUUUCUCACCGGUUUUAGGGUCAAAAAUUCUCAGUUAUGUGGACGAUGAUACGGCUGUUGAGAGGAAUAUUUAUGACAUACCUGAUUAUAGUGAACCCACCAGUUCGCCAGCUCCACCGGUACCAGAUGAGGGUCUGGUAACGAUUGCUCUCACUCCCGACGACCAAGGACGUUUUGGUUUCAACGUGAAAGGAGGUCUGGACCUUGAUAUGCCAAUUUUGGUGUCUAGAGUGGCUCCCAAUACACCAGCUGAUCGUUGUUAUCCAAAAUUGAAUGAAGGAGAUCAGGUCGUCUAUAUAAACGGAAUUGACGUAUCUGGUAUGCUUCACGAGCACGUUGUAAACCUAAUUCGUCAGUCUCGAGACACUGGAAAUGGUGAAUUGGGCCUGACAGUUCGUCCUAACGUUCUUUACAAUGCCCUAGCUGGCACAGAAGAUACGACAGAAGAGGAAACCCCAUACAGAUAUGUGCCAGACGUACCCCAUGUCACUGUGGGAUCAGACGCUUUAGCUCAGUCAAUGCUUCUACUGGCCGAUGGUCUCGCCAGUGGGGCCCUUAUCGCCCAGUAUGAGCAACUCUACAGGAAAAAUCCCGAGCUAACGUCCUCUGAGUCGAAAAAAACAGAGAAUCAAAACAAAAAUAGGUACAGGGAUAUUUCUCCUUAUGACGUGACUCGAGUCAUCCUCAUGGGUUCCAACAAUGGUGACUACAUCAAUGCCAACUACGUGAAUAUGGAGAUCCCAGGGUCUGGAAUCAUCAACAGGUAUAUUGCAACACAAGGUCCACUGGCAUCAACAGUUGCUGAUUUCUGGCAGAUGGUUUUGGAAGCUGGAAGUACUCUCGUUGUCAUGCUGACGACACUCGUGGAGAAAGGCAGAACCAAGUGUCAUCAGUACUGGCCAAAUGUCGAUGAGACUCUCACUCUUAGAAAUCUGACACUUACCUCGAUGUCAGAGAAGACUGAGGACUUUUUUGUCUUUCGAGAAUUUGUGGUAAGGGAUACGAAUACUGGAGAGGAGAGGGAUAUCACCCAUAUGCAGUACUGCGGAUGGCCUGAUCAUGAGGUACCUGGGGAUUGGAGACAAUUUACGGUAUUCACUGAGAAGGUCAGGGCUGCUAGGACUGGUAUGGUGGAACCUGCUGUUGUUCAUUGUAGUGCGGGAAUUGGAAGGACAGGGGUAUUAGUGCUUAUGGAGACUGCUCUGUGCCUUAUCGAGGCUAAUCAACCUGUUUAUCCUCUGGAUAUUGUCAGGGCUAUGAGGGAUCAGAGGGCUAUGAUGAUUCAAAAUGCUAGUCAGUACAAAUUCGUCUGUGACGCUGUUCACAAAGCCUACACGGAGGGCAUAGCAAAACCAUUAUUGGAAUUUUCCAGAUAAGAUCAAGUGGUGAAAUCUUCAAAUUUGGAAUUUAAAUUUAUGUUAAUUAGAAUUAUCUCGAGAACGAAUAGAUUUAUCGAGAAAAUAUACUUUGCAACGUUAUUUCUCAAAUCCUCUUGUUAGUCAGAUAAUUACACAAUAAUUGACAAGAUGUAAAAACGUUGAGCCUCAAAAACAUAAUUAUAAUUAUAUUAUAUUAAUUUAUAAUUUUAUUUGGAGAUAAAUAUCAUGGAAAUCAGUAGUUUUACGUCAGGGCAAUGUUUGUCAUAAAAACUGUCAUUUACGUCUGAUGAAACUAAUACGUUUUACCAUUUUUCCACUGGAUUAGUAUUUUUUUAAUGUUUGCGAAACGAUUAUAGAUAAUUUUUACAUAAGUGACAAUAACCCGCGUUAUGAUGAAACCUCCCUAAUUAUUAUAUAGACAUUUAAUAGCAGUUGUAAAAAAACCUGAAGACACUGUUUUGUCCUCAAACAUAAAGUUAAUUAACUUAUCCAGGUAUAUGCUACCUGGGCGUGUGAUAAAUUUGAUAUCGAGGAGUUUUCAAUUAAUCAAGUAUUUUUCAUUAAUAAAUGGAUGGAGAGGAACGAAAAAUUCCAAUCUAAUAGUAAUUUACAGUAAUUUUUGCAUGUUGUCCUUCCAAAACUCAAGUGAUUGGAAAUUAUUUAUGCGAUGCGGAGAAUUUUUAUAAUUAAUUUAUGUAAAUAUCGUAGAUAUACGUAGAAUAGUAUUUUUACCAAUUAUAUAAAUCUGUGCCACAAAUUCAUCGGUAGCUAACAACUGAUAAAUCGUCCAGAGCUACAAUUAAACGUAAAACCUCAAAUUUUUUAUACUUAACGAUAGUCAUAAUUAAUUCGUGUCAAUUUUAUUUUUUUAACAAUAUAAAUUAUUCAAAAUUCAUCCCAGUUUGAUAUUUUUCAAGUGAAAAAUUAGAGAUUAAGGAAAUCAAUAUGGACGUAUUAAUAGCUGUCUAGUCGAGUUUAAUUUGUAUUUUGACUAUCAUGAAAGAAUAAAUAAAUCAUUUUAUAAUAAAAAUGAUGAGU
Molecule: messenger RNA, 4647 nt
Organism: Diachasmimorpha longicaudata
Lineage: Eukaryota; Metazoa; Arthropoda; Insecta; Hymenoptera; Braconidae
Gene: Ptpmeg
Product: Protein tyrosine phosphatase Meg
Exons: 11
Coding region: 811-3606 (931 amino acids)
Biological process (GO): protein dephosphorylation
Cellular component (GO): cytoskeleton
Molecular function (GO): protein binding; protein tyrosine phosphatase activity
Source: RefSeq, a predicted model, not a curated record